Molecule: messenger RNA, 2530 nt
Organism: Pundamilia nyererei
Lineage: Eukaryota; Metazoa; Chordata; Actinopteri; Cichliformes; Cichlidae
Gene: spns1
Product: SPNS lysolipid transporter 1, lysophospholipid
Exons: 13
Coding region: 279-1799 (506 amino acids)
Biological process (GO): transmembrane transport
Cellular component (GO): membrane
Molecular function (GO): transmembrane transporter activity
Source: RefSeq, a predicted model, not a curated record
AUUCUGUCACGUGAAUUUCGGUAAGCGGGUCAUGGCGUCAUGUGAGCGGAAGUGGCCGUCAGAGGUGUCAUGGCGCCGGGAAAGAAGCGUCUGUCCUGGAGCGUCGGGCUUUAAACGCUUCGUUGGCGUUAACGUCUCUAACCCGGCGCACGGCUCGUGUUUCUGUUUGACGGCGUCAGGAUGGAGUCUGGCACGAGCUCUUAGCUUUGUGAGAGGAAGUGAAGAUUUGGAGCAAAGAAGAAGAAGCGCCAGCCUGACUCAUCCUCACAGCGGCGGCCAUGUCUCGAGGCGAGCCGAUGUCGGACUCUGCUCCGUUCUUCUCCUCUGACAGCGAGGCGGAAGGUCCGGAGGAUCAGGGCACCGCGACGGCCAAUCAGCAGCCAGAUGAGGAGUCGCCCAGCGGGGUGUCCAGAGGCCGGGCGUUGGUGAUCGUCUUCGUCCUCUGCUACAUCAACCUGCUCAACUACAUGGACAGGUUCACCGUGGCAGGUGUUCUCCCUGACAUAGAGCACUACUUUGGGAUCAGCGACACAGAGUCUGGCUUACUUCAAACAGUUUUUAUCUGCAGCUACAUGUUCCUGGCUCCUGUGUUUGGUUACUUGGGCGACAGGUACAACAGGAAGUACAUCAUGAGCGGCGGCAUAACAUUCUGGUCGCUGGUGACGCUCGCCAGCUCCUACACGCCCAAAGAGCACUUCUGGGCGCUGCUGCUGACUCGAGGCCUGGUCGGCGUCGGCGAGGCCAGCUACUCCACCAUCGCUCCGACCAUCAUCGCCGACCUCUACGUGAAGAGCAAGAGGACCAACAUGCUCUCCAUCUUUUAUUUUGCCAUCCCUGUCGGCAGCGGUCUCGGCUACAUCGUCGGCUCGCAGGUCAGCAGCAGGGCAAAGGACUGGCACUGGGCGCUGCGGGUGACUCCGGGUUUGGGGCUGAUCGCUGUGCUGCUGCUUCUGUUUGUGGUGAAGGAGCCGAAACGAGGAGCCGUCGAGGCCCGACCCGAGAAUCGCCUGCACCAGACCAGCUGGCUCGCCGACCUGCGCGAUCUCAGCAAGAACCGCAGCUUCAUGUUGUCCACGUUCGGCUUCACGGCCGUGGCGUUUGUGACGGGCUCUCUGGCUCUCUGGGCGCCAACGUUCCUCUUCAGGGCGGCCGUCUUCAACGGGGAGAGGGCUCCCUGCAUGGAGGCUCAUUGCGAGUCCUCAGACAGUCUGAUUUUUGGGACCAUCACCUGUGUCACCGGCGUGCUGGGUGUGGCCAGCGGCGUGCAGGUGAGCCGACAGCUGAGGAAGAAGACGGCCCGAGCCGACCCGCUGGUCUGUGCCGCCGGUCUGCUCCUCUGUGCACCGUUCCUCUACCUCGCCAUCAUGUUCGCCCAGGCGAGCACCGUCGCAACAUAUGUCUUCAUUUUCUUCGGGGAGACGUUCCUGUCCAUGAACUGGGCCAUCGUGGCGGAUAUUCUUCUGUACGUAGUCGUCCCCACUCGACGCUCCACAGCCGAGGCUCUGCAGAUCGUCGUGUCUCACCUGCUGGGAGACGCAGGAAGUCCCUACCUGAUAGGAGUGAUCUCCGACUCUCUGAGGAAGAACGACUCCUUCCUGUGGCAGUUUCGGUCUCUGCAGUUCUCCAUGCUGCUCUGCGCCUUUGUGGCUGUGGUGGGCGGAGCUUUCUUCCUCGGGACCGCAGUCUACAUCGAAAGAGACCGCGAGCGAGCCGAGAACUACGCCCCCACAGAUGAGCCGAUCGUGGUGCCGAAAAGCGGGCGCUCCACCCGGGUUCCGGUGUCCAGCGUCCUGAUCUGAGGAACCUGGCGGAGGUUCUUCGCCACCUGCGGCUGGUUGUGUCUCACCUGUCGGUGUCGCAGACUCUCUGCCGUGCAGAAACGCUUCAGGACACUUUUUAUUUUUGCAGAUUUGAUUGCUUUUUAUAACCUUUUCUGCCAGGAAGGCUUGAGAGCGUGUUCUUCAGCUCGCCUCUCGGCUCGGCGGCCACGUUUCAGAGCGCGUAUGGCGUCGAGACUCGACCGAAGCUGCUCCGUGGACUUUACUGACCCCGCUGUCAUCACUCAGCAGCUGAUCUGUGAUCAGCCCGGAGGCAGAAAGACGGAUGACGUCGUGCUCUCGCGUCUUUCCAGCAGAAGCUUCGUUAAUCACUUUGAUAAGCGCGUUUGAGCUGUUUUAGUUAGAACACUAACUCUCUCCUGUUUCCUUCAGCGCCUCGACCGUUUCACCUCUCAUGGUUUUAAAGAGCCUCUAUUUGAAUCCCACAUCGGCCCCCGACCCCAGGCCUGACCCCUGACCUCUGACCCCAUCCCUGGACACUGUAAACAUGUAAUUUUUAAUUUUUUUGAAAUGUUUUUAUUACAUUUUCCUUCCAACAUGACUGACACAUGAAAACUGUCCGUGGCGACUCUGACUCCAUGGUUACGGUUGUCGUCGUCCCCCCCCCCCCGGAGGAAACGGCUUUUCACUGAAUGUUAACCUCGAAUAAUUUUUCUGAACUUUUCUGAAUUAUUAAAGGAAAAUGAACCUGC